Geosmithia morbida is the source of this 3111-nucleotide messenger RNA. Its product is annotated as vacuolar protein sorting-associated protein 18. Gene Ontology annotation, molecular function: protein-macromolecule adaptor activity. The record is from RefSeq and is a predicted model, not a curated record. Gene Ontology annotation, cellular component: HOPS complex; endosome. Lineage: Eukaryota; Fungi; Ascomycota; Sordariomycetes; Hypocreales; Bionectriaceae. The transcript has 2 exons. Gene Ontology annotation, biological process: intracellular protein transport; endosome organization; vacuole organization. Bases 1 to 3111 code for a protein of 1036 amino acids.
AUGGCCUUGGACCUGAGCGAAGGCUUCGUCCCGGCCAACGGCGGCGUAUCCGACCUAGAAGACCUGCCCAUCUUCACCGUCGAGCGCGUACAGCUUCAAUUCUCGGUGGCGGCGGGCUUCUCGGCCGCCCAGGUGGCCAACAACGUCAUCGUCCUUGCCUUGACCAACGGGCGCAUCCUGCGCAUCGACCUCAACCGACCCGAGGACAUUGACGACAUCGACCUCCCCCGGUCGGGCAAGUCGGCGUCAUCGACAGAUCACCAAGGUGGAGCCGGAGGUGGAGUCAUCCGCCGCAUGUUCCUCGAUCCCACGGCCUCUCACCUGAUCGUCUGCACCGUCUCCGGGGAGAACUACUACCUUCACUCGCAGUCCAGGCAGCCGCGUCCGCUGAGCAGGCUGCGCGGCGUGCCGAUCGAGAGCGUGGCGUGGAACCCGGAGCUGCCCACGGCGUCGACGCGCGAGAUACUCCUCGGCGCUGCGGACGGCAACAUCUACGAGGCCAGCAUCGAGACGUCGACCGACUUCUACAAGAAGGAGGUGAAGCAGCUCAAGAAUCUGCACCGCUUGCCGGACGGCCCCGUUACGGGGCUGUGGGUGGAUAAUCUGCCCGGGGGCAGCGGCGGCGACGUCCGGAGGAGGGUCCUCAUCGCCACGCAUGGACGGCUGUUCCAUCUUUCGGGCAAGGUUGGCCCGUCGCGCGACGGGUCAGGGUCGAUAUACACUCGCCUAUUUGAGGGGGAGCAGCCUGUUGUUCACGAGCUGUCGCGGUCAUCGUCGUCGUCGUCGUCGACUGCGGCUGCCGGACACUCGUCCUCGCUCGCUGUGUCUCCCGACCCCCCGGUUGAUGCUGACGAUGCUCGCGGCUCGCAUCCGCUCGAGCGCGCGUACGCGUGGCUCACCGCCCAGGGCGUCUUUCACGGGAAGCUCCUUCUCGGUGCGGCGGAGGACGGCAGCAGCGGGAACGGCAGCGACAACCUGGGUGCCAGGGUCUUUUCCGAGUCCAAGAUGCUGCCUCGGGCGCAGAUUGUCGCGCCUGAAGGGCCGGAGAGACGCGGCGGCGGCGGCAGGACGGCCCCCCCGUCGGAGGCCAUCGAGGCCAUCGCCCUGACGCAGUGGCACAUGAUCAGCCUGGUGGGGGGGAGGGUGGUGGCGACCAACCGGCUGACGGGCCAGGUGGUCUCGGAGCACGACGUGCUGGGCGCGGGCCAGCAGACGGUCGGCUUCUCGGUGGACCUGCAGAAGAACACGUUCUGGCUGUUCACGUCGGAUGAGAUCUUCGAGAUUGUCGUGCGCGACGAGGACCGCAACAUCUGGGAGAUCUUGAUGAAGCAGCGCCAGUUCGAGCCGGCGCUGCGGCACGCGCGCACCCAGUCGCAGAAGGAGACGGUGGCCGCCGCCUACGGGGACCACCUGGCCGGGGGCGGGCACUGGGGCGAGGCGGCCGUCGUGUACGGCCGGAGCAACAAGCCGUUCGAGGACAUCGCACUCGGCAUCAUGGACAGCGGCCAGCCCGACGCGCUGCGGCGCUUCCUCCUCACCAGGCUGGCGGCCACGUCCAAGUCGUCGGUCAUGCAGCGCAUGAUGCUGGCCGGGUGGCUGGUGGAGGUGUUCAUGGCCAAGCUCAACUCCCUCGACGACGCCAUCGGCAUCGGCGCGCAGGCCGAGAUGGCGGCGGCGCCCGGCGGCGCGGGCGGCAGCAACGGCAACAGCAGCAACGAGUCGCGCAAGCUCCUGGGCCAGGUCCGGGGCGAGUUCCGGGAAUUCGUCACGCGGUACAGGGCAGACCUGGACGUGCGGACGGCCUACGACGUCAUCAGCAGCCACGGGCGCGAGGAGGAGCUCCUGUACUUUGCCGACGCGGUGGGCGACUACAACUACGUGCUGUCGUACUGGGUGCAGCGGGAGCGGUGGGCGGAGGCGCUCGGGGUGCUCAAGCGGCAGACGGACCGCGACGUCUUCUACCGGUACAGCAGCGUGCUCAUGACGCACGUGCCGCAGGAGACGGUCGAGGUGCUGAUGCGGCACCCGGACCUGGAGCCGCGCAGGCUCAUCCCGGCGCUGCUGGAGUACAACGCUGCCUUCUCGGGCGGGCCGACGUCGCAGAACCAGGCGAUCCGCUACCUCAACUACCUCGUGUACCAGGUCGACAGCCGGGACCCGGCGGUGCACAACACGCUCGUGUCAAUGUACGCGUCGCACCCGUCGCGGGACGAGUCCGGCCUGCUGUCGUACCUGCAAGCGCAGGGCGACAACGACAGCAGCAACGCCAACGCCAACGUCAACGCCAAAGGCGGCGGCGGUGGCGGCCCCGACGUACGUUACGACCCGGACUUUGCGCUGCGCCUGUGCAUCCAGCACCACCGCACGCUGUCGUGCGUGCACAUCUACACGAGCAUGGGGCAGUACCUCCAGGCGGUGGACCUGGCCCUGUCGCACAACGAGGUGGACCUGGCGGCGGUGAUAGCGGACCGGCCGACGUCGAACCCGACGCUGCGGAAGCGGCUGUGGCUGGCGGUGGCGCGCAAGGUGAUAUCGCAGACGGGCGACGGGAUCCGCACGGCCAUCGAGUUCGCGGGCCGGUGCGAGCUGAUCCGGAUCGAGGACCUGAUACCCUUCUUCCCCGACUUUGUGGUGAUUGACGACUUCAAGGAGGAGAUCUGCUCGGCGCUGGAGGAGUACAGCCGGAGCAUCGACCGGCUGAGGCGCGACAUGGACGAGUCGUCGGCCACGGCGGCCAACAUCAAGCUCGACAUCGCGGCGCUGGACCACCGGUACGCCCUGGUGACGCCGGGGGAGAGGUGCUACGCCUGCGGGCUGCCGCUGGUCAGCAGGCAGUUCUUCGUCUUCCCCUGCCAGCACUCGUUCCACUCGGACUGCCUGGGCAAGAGGGUGCUCGAGCAGUCGGGCGUGGCCAAGUCGUCGAGGAUGAGGGAUCUGCAGAUGCAGAUUCACAGGGGGACCGUGACGCAGGGGGACAAGAGGGAUGCUGUCGUUGCCGAGCUGGAUUCCCUGGUUGCAUCUGCUUGCAUCCUCUGCUCUGAUCUCGCCAUCAAGAGAAUCGACGAACCGUUCAUCACCAGCAAUGACAAUCUCGAAGAAUGGACUGUCUAA